Molecule: messenger RNA, 1485 nt
Organism: Bactrocera neohumeralis
Lineage: Eukaryota; Metazoa; Arthropoda; Insecta; Diptera; Tephritidae
Product: regulation of nuclear pre-mRNA domain-containing protein 1B
Exons: 4
Coding region: 103-1224 (373 amino acids)
Biological process (GO): mRNA 3'-end processing
Cellular component (GO): RNA polymerase II, holoenzyme
Molecular function (GO): RNA polymerase II complex binding
Source: RefSeq, a predicted model, not a curated record
AAUCUGCAUUCACGGCAAACAAGACAUGAUUUUGUUAUUUGCCUUCACGUAAAAAGUGACGAACGAAAAUAUUUGUAAAUUAAGCAGAAAAUAUCGGGUAAAAUGUCCGCGUUUUCUGAAACGGCGCUUCUAAAAAAGCUGGGUGAAUUGAAUUCUAGUCAGCAAAGUAUACAGACGCUAUCGCUGUGGUUAAUACAUCAUCGCAAACACCAUGCGUCAAUUGUGAAAACUUGGCUGAAAGAGCUACAAACUGCGGUUUCAGAAGGCAAAAAGUUGACAUUCAUGUAUCUGGCCAAUGAUGUCAUACAAAAUAGCAAGAAAAAGGGUCCUGAAUAUGGUAAAGAAUUCGCACAAAUAUUACCCAAAGUUUUUCAACACAUCGGUGAAUCCUGUACAUCGGAUAAGCUCUUCGGUAGCCUUGGACGUAUUUUGAAUAUUUGGGAGGAGCGUGGUGUUUACGACACGAAACAAAUUACAGAAUAUCGUGCACGUUUAAAUAAAGAUCAUAAAGAUAAUAAUAAUGCAGCAGCAGCCAGUAGCAGCAGCAGCAGUAGUGCUACCGCCGCCACUGAACCAAACACAAACGGUAGUCAUGGUAGUGCCACAAAAGAAAAGUCUGAAAAGCGUGAAAAGCGUAAGCAUGAUGAAAGUAAAACAGCAAAAGUGAAACGUUCGCGACCAUCUACGGCAGCUGAAGAAAAACCAAGUGCUGGUCAAAAUGGUGAUGCUGAACAUUUGAGUCCAUAUUUGCCACUAGGUGAACCACCAGAGCCGGAAGAUUUGAUCAAAGCUUUGGCGAAUAUUGAAAAUUCCGCUUCAAGUGAUGCCGUAGUACGCGAACGUAUUGCCAACUUGCCACCCGAAAUAUCUGAGAUCAGUUGUCUAAGUAAACUGGAAGAUAAGGAUGCAGCUAAGGCAUUGGCUAAACAAGUUAACGAAGCUGUACAGUUGCUGAAUGAGUAUAAUACACGCCUCGCUGCCGAAAUGGAGGAGCGUACAAAGUUAGCUUCUAUGUUGCGAGAUUUCCAAGCUGAGCAAAAGGAACUUUUAGUUCAAGCUGAAAAACGUCUAGAGGAAUAUAAACAAAAGCUCAAUCGAAUGGUUGCCGUACAAAAGGAAAUUCGCGAUCAUCUAUCGAAUUUGCCAGAUCUAACGCAGUUACCGGAUGUGACUGGUGGCCUGGCGCCACUACCAUCAGCCGGCGAUCUCUUCAAUAUACAUUAAUAAUUAUUAUAAUUUAAAUGGUUUCCUUAAAUGUUAUGCAAAUUUAAUUAUUCUACUGGUAACUACAUAAAAAUCACUUAAUUAUAUAUAUUUAGACCAAAAAUUAUAAAAAAAAGAAAUAUUCUAGAAACAACAAAAUGUUGCAAAGUUUCCAUUAAAAUUUCUCAAUUAUUAGCGAUUAAAGCUUUUGGAAUAAAACUCGCUCGAUAUGGCUGAAAUAUGCAUAGAAACAAGUACAUAAGUAUGUACGUAUAUAUAAAA